UGUAAUCCUCUAGACACACGCUCGGUCUGGCUGCCUACUAGCUCUGAGAGAGAGAGAGGGAGAGUCAGGUGGAGGAUGAAAACAGAGUAACCAAGUGAGAAGGACAAAAAGAUGAGGUGAGGAAAAGAAAAGAGCAGCCUCUUGAGACAGAGAGCGAGAGAGAGGCAGUGAGGUUGGCAGAGGAGAGGAGAAACCAUCAAAAGACUCGCACGACUUCAAGUGGAGGGAGCAGAAGCAGUGGAGACAGUGGUGGAGGGAGCAGGAGCGGAGGAGACUGUGGCGGAGGGAGCAGGAGUUGUGAUGCUUCUCUCGAGCGCUGCCUAAACUACAACCAGCAGAGAGGGAGGGACUUACUCAAGCUUGGAUGAGAGGAGAAGAAAAUGAAGAGGAUGGGCGAGAUAGGCAUAUCUCGUUUAAUUCAGGCUCACACGUGCGUAUUGACAUGACCCCGGUUUGGUGUGACAAGCUGCUCUUAAUGAGUGUGAGGAGGCAGAGUGUCCAUGUUUGGGAGAUGAAUGCACGCUGGCACUAAUUGUGGCUGCUUCUUGAAAGUCAUCAGGAGACGCGCACUGUUCUGAGUGUGUGCGUGUGCGACUGGACGCACACGGUUGCACUCCCAGGAAAGUGUGAAGAGCCUUGUGGGCAGCAGAUUCACAACACCACCUUAAGCUCAGUUUCGCCUUCACCCUCAAGUGGACCUCGAACACCAACACCGCUGUCUUAUCGAAAGGUCGUGGGGGGUCAGCCUUAUCGUCCAUUUCCCCGGUGGAUGCCUCCAAACUGCAGCCAUGGGAGAAUGGACCAUCCUGGAGCGCCUCUUGGAGGCCGCCGUGCAGCAGCACUCUACUAUGAUAGGAAGGAUCCUGCUGACGGUGGUUGUGAUCUUUCGUAUCCUGAUCGUGGCUAUUGUAGGCGAGACAGUGUAUGAGGACGAGCAGACCAUGUUCAUCUGCAACACCCUGCAGCCGGGCUGCAACCAGGCAUGCUAUGACAAGGCCUUUCCUAUUUCGCACAUCCGCUACUGGGUAUUCCAGAUCAUACUGGUGUGCACGCCCAGUCUCUGCUUCAUUACUUACUCCGUCCACCAGUCGGCCAAACAGCGAGACAGACGCUACUCCUUUCUCUAUCCCAUAAUGGAGCGGGACUACGGGGGAAGGGACGGGGCACGAAAGCUGCGCAACAUUAAUGGAAUUUUAGUUCAGCAUGGCGGCGACGGCGGCGGCGGGAAGGAAGAACCUGACUGCUUAGAAGUAAAGGAGAUCCCCAAUGCCCCACGAGGCCUCACGCACGGGAAGAGCUCCAAAGUACGUCGACAAGAAGGGAUCUCACGUUUUUACAUCAUUCAAGUGGUGUUCCGAAACGCCCUCGAGAUUGGAUUUUUGGCGGGUCAAUACUUCCUCUAUGGCUUUAGCGUGCCUGGGAUUUUCGAAUGUGACCGCUACCCAUGCCUGAAGGAGGUGGAGUGUUAUGUCUCGCGUCCCACGGAAAAAACUGUAUUCCUGGUAUUCAUGUUUGCGGUGAGCGGUAUUUGCGUGGUGCUCAACCUGGCCGAGCUCAACCAUCUGGGUUGGCGCAAGAUUAAAGCGGCCAUUAGGGGCGUCCAGGCCCGCAGGAAAUCCAUUUGUGAGAUCAGGAAGAAAGACAUGGCGCAUCUGUCCCAACCACCCAACCUGGGGCGCACACAGUCCAGUGAGUCAGCCUACGUCUGAUGAUGAAGAGUAGAGGAAGAUGAGUGGAGCGAAUGUGUGAGUGCGAGAAUGAAGUAAUUAUGAUUUUAGUGCAAUGAAGCUACCGCAGGGGUCAACCCAAAUGAUUUACUCUCUGUGAUGAUGGAAUGACAACCAAGUGCCCGUCUUGGUCACUUAGAGCGUCAGGACAGAAAUCUAAGACUCAAAAAGACGCAUAAAGACAUGAUGAACACAUUUUAAUCUCAUUUUCGAGAGCUAUUCUAACUGUCGUUUUUUACUACAAACUCCUCAGCCCCCUUGUCUUUUAACUGGGAGAGACAAAUCCUCGCAGGGCUGGACAGGGAACAACUAAAUGGGGCUGUUUUUUGUUAUUUUGGGAUAUUGGGGGAGAUGAUAGCAGGCCUUUGACGCAUCCCAUGGUGCUUUUCUGGACUGUGUCAGCUUCACCGAAAAAAGGAACGGGACAGGGAGAAUGAGCAGCAACAGCACAAAAAGAAGGAACGGAAGACCUGUCAGAGGCACGGCAGGAGAAAGGAGGCAAGUUUGUGAGUGUGCGAGAAUAGGAGGGGGACAGCACACUCUGGGAAAACAUGUGAAAGUGGGCAAGCGAGGGAACGAGGCUCGGUCGCUUCCUCCCGCGGCUCAAAGUGAAGCCAAGCGAGAAAGAGCUGCUUCUGAUCAUCAUCACCCCCCGUCCAAGCCAAAGCCAAGAGAAGUAGAGUGAUGGUGUUUAUGUUUUGUCUCUUGGCAAAAUAUUAUUUUAACACAAACAUAGCUAGUACCAUGAACGCAUUUUUUUCGCUCCUCUUCCCUAUCUCUCGCUCGCUCUUCCACCAGAGUUGGCAGCUAUGUAGAUCCCAGGGGGCUUCGGGUGACAGUAAUGACCCUCGCUGCUCUCCUUCUACGUAGAUGUUGGAGAGGAACUAAUGAACACAUGGACGUGGUGUGUAAACGUUUGUCUCUCCCAAAGCACAAACCAAACGCUCCUCUAACAGCAUUCCAGGGUGUUGAGGGCCGAGGGAGAGCCCGUACAGAAGGACGAGUGGGAAAAGGGAACAAUAGCAGAGCCGAGGACUUCAAGAUCAUUCGAUUUCAUUAUAUCACAACUUGGUAUAAUUUUAUUUUGAGAAUGCAAUGGUGCCAUCAUUGAGAGACUGAUUUUGUUGUUGUUGAAAAGAUGAAUAGAGUAUAUGAGUGAUAUUUAUCCAUCAAGAGUAUAUCCAAAUGGAUUUAUUUAUCUUUAUGGGUGGGGCGUUUGUGACAUUUUCUUUUUUUUUUUCUUUUUCUAAAUGUAUGAACUGUUUGUCUUUUUUUAAUUUUGUCUAUCUUUUUCACUGAAACUGAUUAUCGGCACAGGGAGGGAAGAGUUACUCUUGCGAAGUUUGUUUGUUUGUCAAAUUCUAUGCUGAUGUGCAACUGAUUUUGUUAGAUGCAAUGCUUUUUUUGUUUAACUUUGCUCGUUUGCAUUUAAGAUGCAACAGUCAAACUGAAUAGUUCUUUUUUUUUUUUCAUAGAGAGCCUUGAUUUGCUUUUUCAAAAUCAGCUGCACAGCUUCAGGCAACUAAGGCCUGUGACCCAUGUGAAAAAGGCAUGUUUACACGAUGCAAUGUUAUUGAAUGAUCAAGCUGUGUAACCCAAUGAGUUUGAGAUCUUUUAUUUUGUAUUUAUUAUUAUUAUUUUUUUAAUUGUGCGUGAUCUCCUGAGUGGAUUUCAGCAUGCAUGCAAUGUAAAAGACUAGUAAAAGAGAGCUAUGAAAGUAUGAGGGAAAAAAAACAUUUGAAAGUGUUGCACCUUGAUUUCUGAAGACAAGUGGGAGAGUGGUAGACUGAAGGAUUUUUGGUUGUGAAUUACAGAAUAUAGGGCAGCAUGGUGGAGUAGUUGUUAAGACUUAUGCGGCACAGUCGACAGGUUCUGGAUUUGAGCCUGGAUGAAGGAGUAAAAAAUUCUGUUCAAGCUUCCUGUGCGGAGUUUUAUAUUGGCUUGCAUUGGUUUUCUCCAUUGGUUGCUCCGGCUUCCUCCAACAUUCCAAAACAUUCUAGUUCAGUUGAAAACUGUAAAUGUCCUACAGGUGUGACUGUGAAUGAUUGUCUAUAUGUGCCCUGUGAUUGGCAGGUGACCAGUCCAGGGUGUACUACGCCUCUCACCCAAAGUCAGCUGGGACAUUUUCCAGCUCUCCCACAACCCUAAUGGGGACAAGCAGAAUAGAAAAUGGAUGGAUGGAUAGAAUUAUACGUUCCCAGACACACAUACUCAGUUAACACACUGAGCCUACGAAACAAGAUAUACUGGAGGUAUGGAAAAUAUCAUUCUGAUAUAACGCAGUAUAUUGCACUUGUGGAAAAACAUAAAAUGGGCUUGGAUAGAUUUGACCUCUUCAUCUGUUAGGAAUAAGCUUCAAGAGGUGGCGCAAAAAAAUGCCACAAAUAUCUUUUUACUGAUUCUGGUGCAGUAACAAAGAAACCUCAUCACCGUGGUGAUAUCACUUAUGACCAGACAAAUGACAAAACAAAUCCCACAUUGCAAACAACAACAAAGAGCAGCUGAGGCCAGGCAUCAGUUUCAAGAACUGCAUACUACAACUCAGCAUACUAUGGUAUUGUCUGAUGCUUUUACAGAUAGGUGCUUUAACAGGUAGUUAGGUGUGGGCCACAAAGACAUGACUGUUAAUGUAAUGAUUUGGAAUAUUCCUAAACGUAAGGACACACACACAACAGAUUAAUAACUACUAGAUGCAAGACCAUAUAACAAAUAUUUUGAGGACAUGUUAGUUAGUGCUGUCAAUCUCCCCAUGCUGCAUAUCGAUUUUAUUUCCAAUGAGACACAACUGAUACAGUGGAACCUUUCAUGUUGAUCACCGAUUCGUUUGGAUUUGUGAUAAUAUUUCCCAUAGGAAAUAACAGACAUGGAAAUAAUUCAAGCCCUCCCCAAAAAACAUAAAACACUGCCUUGAGUUUGGUAACAACUGAUGAUGUGUAUGGAAAAGCUGGAGUGUGAUUGUGUAAAUUCUGGUAUAUAUUCUUCUCCUAUUGCGUUGAAUUUGAUUUAGGAAUUUAGGAAGUGUUUCUAAAAAGGCCGGCACGGUGGACGACUGGUUAGCACAUCUGCCUCACAGUUCUGAGGACCAGGGUUCAAUCCCCGUCCCCGUCUGUGUGGAGUUUGCGUGUUCUCCCCGUGCCUGGGUGGGUUUUCUCCGGGCACUCCGGUUUCCUCCCACAUCCCAAAAACAUGCGUGGUAGGUUGAUUAAAGACUCAAAAUUGUCCGUAGGUGUGAAUGUGAGUGUGAAAGGUUGUUUGUUUCUAUGUGCCCUGCGAUUGGCUGGCGACCGGUUCAGGGUGUACCCCGCCUCCUGCCCGAAGAUAGCUGGGAUAGGCUCCAGCAAGCCUGCGACCCGCGUGAGGAGAAGUGGUGAAGAAAAUGCAUGGAUGGAUGUUUCUAAAAAGCCAAAAAAAAAACUAAACGCGUACAUACUUUCUUCUUUGAUACUGAUUGAUCAGAGCAGUGUCAUGCAUAAUGGGAGGUUGAACUCCAAAGUUCUGUGAGAAUUUAGAGGGAAACAGCCUGUUAUUUAGGUUCCACUGUAUUUCCAUUCGGUUUCAAGAGGGCUCCGAUACAAGGCUGUCUGUCAAGCUCAAACCCUACAGGGUCAUGAGGGCAGAUACAGUAAAUGACCAAGCUGAAUUGGAGCCAAACUGAUCCAUUACUGUAGUGGUGACCUACAUUGCAUUACCUCUGAAAACUGAAGUGCUUUAUUCCUGCCUUCUGCUUCUAUUUUCACAUCAAAACAAUAAACUAACAAUGUGAGUAUAUAUUGGAAAGUAUAUUUCUUUUAGUUUCCUCUUUAUUCUAUUAGAAUGGGAACAUAAAAAUGGUAAAAUGUCCAUUCUUGUACUUCUGUCAGCCACUGAAAAUAGUUUUCAUUAUAUUAAUGGAACAAAAAAAUCAUUUUUGUAAAAAACAGAAACAAAAAAACCCAACAAAUGAUGAAGUCAACACCCAUCAACCAACAUCCAUCAAAUUUAAGACUGCGGGCUAAGAGCUCUUAUUACAGUUUAAAUCUGCGUCAUAACAUAAAAUGGCUUUCACAUGUCAACAAGCACAAGCUCCACUGUGUCUUGGAGCGACAAGAACAAAGGAUGAAGCCGACAAAAUCCCCAUAAAAUCUCUGUUCUCUACUCACUAAUCUCUCUGAUUCUUCCUGGUGAUUAUCCCCAGAUUUAGACUCUUCCAAGCAUCUUCAAUGCUCCUCAUUUGGGAUUGAUGUGUUCCACUGUAUGCGCUGGGCAGAUACACUGACACGACACUCCAGAAUACCUAAUAAUAGAGUUGGAGUCUUGGCUUCUUCCUCAGUUAGCGCUUGCACUUGUAGAAAAAGGCUUAUCACUGACCUUGAGCCUUAAGGCCAAGCCAAUGUCCUGUACCAUGCGCACUCGCUACCCAGAACUGAUCUCAACUCCACCACAAGGGUCAGUGCGUGUGUUACACCUAUUUUAGAGGAUGGUGGACACACAUGUUAAACUUGUUUGUCUAAAAUCCCGUCAGUGUGUGGUUGUAGAAGGACAUACAGGACAAAUGGGUUCAUUUAGAACACACGACUCCUCACAGGCAAACUACUGCAACACGACAGUCAGCAGUCCAUCACGACCCAAGGCAGGCAAAUUUCUUCCAACAUUCCACUACUCUCCGCAGUCUCCACUUUUCUAUUUGUCAAUGUGAAAUUAUGCAGCUUUGUUUGUUCUCAUUUGCUUAUCUUUUUGACUUGUGGGUUCAUUUUGUUGUCUGUUGCUCUUUUUGUGUGGUAAGAUGUCAAAAAAAAAAAAAAAAGAAAGUUUUUGUAUGUAAAAGAUCAAAAGAUACAAAUAUCAACAAGAGUAGCGAGCCUAAAAGAAAAUAUGUUAUAUUGCCUCCCAUGCCAAAGUGAUAUGCAAAAUUUGAUUUGUUUUUUUAACUGCAUGUGUAAUGGAUAGAUUAAGCAUGUUUCUGUUUUCUUCCACAAUAACUUUGAAAUACGUUUUUUAGCAAGCUGUUGCGUCUCAAUGCCAAGUGUGUAUAUAAAUGACCAAGGUUUUCAGACAGUACAGAGACACAAUACCAACUCAGUGAUUGUAGUUCAACAGACACCCAAAAGAUUUUGAUAACCUCAACACAGUCAACCUUUUUACCUUAGGAUACAGAUGAAAAUACCUUUAAACAUAUUGUAGAAGAGGUUUUGCUUUAUACGCCAAUAAGUCCAGCAAAACACAGGGUAUACAGGACUAUGGGUAUGCAAAGAAGAUCAGACCAUUCCAGGGUUAAGAUCCCAGCACAACGUCUAAUCAAAAUACAAUUUUAAAACUUUUAAUGUGUUGAAUACCGUGAAAUUUCUGUGAAAUAAUUUUGCAAAAUGAUUGUUUCAGUCCAACAGACUCAGGAAAUAAAGUAUUUGUGAUCUUUGAAAACGGAAAUCACUUUUAUAGAAAUAAUCAAGUAAGUAAGCGUACUUUCCGUUUGCCAUCUUAUACUUGGGAGUCUAGUAACGAUAAUGAAGAAUGAUUCAUGGUCUACUGGUGCUACUGAGGUUAGACUUCACCAAAAUUCGGACAUCAAUGUAGACCUAAUCAUUUGUUUUCCUAUUUACAAGUGCAAAGUAGAUGUCCAUAAAAUCAUGCUCUUUGUCUUGACUGUUCCAAAUUACUAACACCACAAACACUCAUUUUAUAGUACACUGACAAACAAUCAGUUUCCUCAGGAAAUCAGCAUGUUUCAUUAGGACAGAGGUGCACUCAGCUAACAUAUUCCUUUUUAAAACACUGCUAAAAGAACCUUAAAGCUGUGUUUCCACCAAGUAGUUCUGGAGGGUUGGAGGGUUAACCCUAACCCUCCGAUUUGGGUGUGGUAUCUAAAGUGUGUAGCUUGACACAUUGCCGUCUGUGAGAGACUCAAGUAAUAAUUGGAGUUGUAAGGAACGGAUGGGCUAGUCCCAAACAAACCUUUCUUCUUUUUGUCAUAAACAGCUACUUCCCAAGAAUAAUGAACACAAAACGCUGGGUGUCCUCCAUUGUUUUGCUGUGUCACAUUCCUUUUUUAUGUUGAAUACACCGACAGGUUGCAUGUGCCGCACUGUUGUUACGUAACAAUAUUUACUUCAAAAUUGUACUGUGACAAGCAGAACUGAACUGCACUGAUUGGUGGAAAGGUGGCUUUAGAUGAAUAUAGGAACUAGAUUGGCAGAUCCCCACUUGUACAUUGAAGGGCUUCUGACCUGAUACAAACUUUAAAAAAAAAAAAAAAAAAAGCCAUAACUUAAUCAAAUAUAUUUAACUUUGCAGCAUUUAAGACGAAUCACUUUCAUAUGUAAAACAAGAUAGCUUAUUAAAGAUUUUGUUACCAUAAUGUGAAAAAAAGUAAUUUAAAGUACUAUACUGAUGAGUCUGAACUGUGGGCCAGAUUAGAUCCAUUUCAGCAUUCACUGUUCACUAAUCUAUGAAAGUAACAAUCGUGAUUACUUCAUCUAAUUAGUGAGUGAAAGAUUCCAGCACAGUGGAUUUGAUUGAGCACCUCUGUGCCACACUGACUCAUGCUCAUGAACUGGAUGGUGACCUGCAGUCCUUUCAAUUUCAUGAAAUGACUUGGCGAUGUUCAUUUGUACAAUACACAAAUCCAAGUGAAGAAAUGAAACAUUUUACCACAAGGCCACAUACUCCAAGUCCAUGUCGAUUUUUGCUUGGACUAUUACUGUGCAUGCGAGCACUACUAUGGGAGCGGCUUCUCUCGAGGGGUGUGAAAAGUACAGUAUUAGCCAAUAUUUUGGCAUCCCACAGGUCAUCAAUAUUUAAUAUGACAUGAUGAAAUGAUUCAAACAAAUCAAGCCCUUCAAAUGUGAGCAUAGGUUUUGUUACCAUUAUGUGCGACACAUGUACCGAGUUUAAAAAGGUUCAAGAAAAAGUGUGACCAUGAAUCAAACGUACAAAAAAAACAUUCUUUGUGCUCUCCGUAAAAUUCUCCUGGACUGCAGAUUCCAAGGUGUACUGUACCUGAAGAACCUUAAAGGUUUACUGUAUAUUUCUGACUGAUGUUCUGUAUGUAAAGACUGAAUUAAACCUUGAAUGUUAAAUUAU
Messenger RNA from Phycodurus eques (leafy seadragon), 8783 nucleotides. It is a transcript of the gene gjd1b, whose product is annotated as gap junction delta-2 protein. The transcript is spliced from 3 exons. The record is from RefSeq and is a predicted model, not a curated record. Bases 789 to 1709 code for a protein of 306 amino acids. Gene Ontology annotation, biological process: cell communication. NCBI's taxonomy places the organism in Eukaryota, Metazoa, Chordata, Actinopteri, Syngnathiformes, Syngnathidae. Gene Ontology annotation, cellular component: connexin complex.